AUGAAAGCUAGAAUGGUGCAUGUGGGCAAGAAAGGCACUCAAAUAUCACAAGCAUAUGACGUAAAUGGUCAGCAUAUUAAUGCGGUGGAUAGGGCAAGACUGAAUGAACUUCUAUUGGAUGCAGCUGAGGCUAUGGAAAAUGUAACAAUCCACUUUGAGUAUCGCUUGUUGCAGGCAGAUUUUACAGAAAACAAGCUUCAAUUUAAAUUAAGUAAUAAUGAGAUAGAAGAGGUUAACGUUGAUUUUAUUAUUGGAGCUGAUGGCGCAUACUCAAAAGUGAGAUCUCAAAUUAUGCGCUGUAUGAGAAUGAAUUAUGACCAGGAAUAUAUUGACACUGGCUACUGUGAGCUAUCUAUGCCACCAGCUAGGGAUAAGGACGGUAAGCCUACCUUUGCAUUGGACCCCAAUCAUCUGCAUAUAUGGCCGCGACACACCUUUAUGCUUAUUGCACUACCAAAUCCCGACCUAACGUUUACUUGCACGUUAUUCAUGCCUUUCCAAAUGUUUGACGAUAUCAAAACUGAAGAUCAACUACUGACAUUUUUCCAGGAACAUUUCAACGAUUCUAUUCCCCUCAUUGGUGAGAAAAAUCUUAAAUCAGAUUUUUUCAAUAAUCCUAGAGGGUCUUUGAUCACUGUAAAGGCAUCACCACAUCACUAUAAGGAUAGGACGAUGAUCAUUGGCGAUGCAUCGCAUGCUAUGGUUCCAUUUUAUGGUCAAGGCAUGAAUUGUGGUUUUCAGGAUGUAGAAGUACUGAACAAAAUUCUUGAUAAGCAUCAAAUCAAGCCAGUCGUUAAUGGUGAUGGUGUGAUUGAAGGUUUACAGGAAGCAUUAGAUGAAUAUUCAAACGUCCGAGUCAAAGAUGCGCACGCUAUUUGUGAUCUGGCUAUGUAUAACCACUACGAAAUGCGUCAUGCUGUGACCUCGGUGCAAUUCUUAGCAAAGAAGAAAUUAGAGAGCGCAAUACAUUACAUGUUUCCCAAGUUAAUCAUCCCUCUCUAUACCAUGGUUAGUUUUAGUACGAUACCUUACUCUCAAGCUAUUCAUCGAUGGCAUCGUCAAACCCGUAUAUUGAAUUUCGUUUUGCUUUCAACAAUUUCUGCCACAGCCGCUGUUACCGUUGUCUAUGGCUUGAAGUAUCGUGAUCAUCUACAUUCUACAGCUGGCAACGCAGUCCGAGCCAUCAAAGAUCUCUUUCUCAAAAACUGA
Molecule: messenger RNA, 1209 nt
Organism: Mycotypha africana
Lineage: Eukaryota; Fungi; Mucoromycota; Mucoromycetes; Mucorales; Mycotyphaceae
Exons: 4
Coding region: 1-1209 (402 amino acids)
Biological process (GO): NAD+ metabolic process
Cellular component (GO): mitochondrial outer membrane
Molecular function (GO): FAD binding; kynurenine 3-monooxygenase activity; NAD(P)H oxidase H2O2-forming activity
Source: RefSeq, a predicted model, not a curated record